AUGGCUAUAGCUUUCCAAUUGGCUGUUUUUGCAUUAAUUGCUACUUCAUCAAUCUUAUUGAUUAGCGUACCCGUUGUAUUUGCUUCGCCCGAUGGUUGGUCAAGUAACAAAAAUUUUGUAUUUUCCGGUACAUCAUUAUGGAUUGGAUUAGUCUUUCUGGUGGGUAUCCUUAAUUCUCUCAUCUCUUGA
Molecule: messenger RNA, 189 nt
Organism: Beta vulgaris subsp. vulgaris (sugar beet)
Lineage: Eukaryota; Viridiplantae; Streptophyta; Magnoliopsida; Caryophyllales; Amaranthaceae
Source: the annotation of a RefSeq genome assembly